This is a messenger RNA of Gongylonema pulchrum, 288 nucleotides long. The record is from the annotation of a GenBank genome assembly. NCBI's taxonomy places the organism in Eukaryota, Metazoa, Nematoda, Chromadorea, Rhabditida, Gongylonematidae.
AUGAAUAAUUUUGCAGCAAAACCACCAGCACAGUUACCGUUCAUAAUAACACGUGAUGAAAACCAAAAGAAAGUAUUUGGCCUUGGUUAUCCAAGUAUCCCGACGAUGAGUGUUGACGAAUGGUAUGACGAUAUGGUGAAAAGUGGAAGAUUUGCCGCCUUAAAUCCAAGCUCAUCAGAAAAUAAAUCGGCCUCUGAAGACGUCGAUGAUGAAGAUAAAGAGGAACAGGAACGAGCACGUUUAAGGAAAUGGGAUGAAUAUAAAGAUUUUAUUUAUCAGCUGAACUAA